AACCGAUUGAAGUAGAAAUUCAACCAAUUUUUGAUGCAGAAACUAUCUGGAGUAAUUAACCUCCAGCUUACUGGGAAACUGUAUAUUUUGGCACCACGAAGCACUGACUCAGAUAGGAUCUGACCUUCACCGCGUACCGACGCCAACAAAAAGCAAUACAUGGAUGGAUUUGACGAAAAGAGACGUUCCAUGAAGCAGGAGCUGCUGCGACGAGCCCUCCUCCUUAAGGUGGAAAAUUCCAAAGAGAGGUCUGCGCUGUAUGAUGUGCCCACUACUAGGUGCAGUACCCAGCCAAGGGGCAUACCCCUUACCAAGGAGCCGCAACUAGUGCGCAACAUGCAGCGCAACUUCUCUAACUCCAGAUGGGAACCGCUCCCCGGAACGGGCUUGGCGCAGCGCGAGAUAGCCGGCUGCCUGGAAUGCGGGGAAGCCACUCCAAAGAAACUGUGCCUCAAAUGCAGAGCUAAAGGUAAGAGCACAGAAAAAAGAGCAUCCCCACUUCAGAUAAGAACGAAUCAUAUUGUUAAAACUGCCACAGAGAAAGGGUAUCGAGGAUCCCGAGCUAGCUCGUUAAACUAUCCAUCUAGUUGGAACUUGGAGAUGGUUGAGGAUUCACAAGUGGUUGAUGGUAGAUCGGCAGAGCUCUCUCCAAGUGAUAUAACCAAUUGCGAUGCACUCCAUCGCACAAUUUACGAUCAACGCUUAGCCGAUCAUUCCGGAGGAGCCAACCAUCAAAAGAAAAUUGAUAAUUGCGUGCAGUGCUCGCUGCGACCAAUGACAAAGAGCUCCACGAUGGAGCCCACAAUUGAAGACAACUCACGCAUCAGACAGGUUUUGGAGAAGCCAAAGCAAAGGAUGCGCCACAAGUCGGUGCAGAGUGAUAUGGGCUAUGUGUCUAAGCAAGUCAGCAGCUCACCCGACAUAGUUAGGAUGGAGCAUGUAAUAGAUGCUUCAGGUUUCGGUAAACAGCGUGUCUUCAGCGGCGAAGCAGGAGGUCAGUCGGAAAACGCGUGCAGCUGUUGUUGUGUCUGGGGCAAAUACCCAUCACCAGGUUCAACGCAUGCCACAAAUGCAGCAGGGAUAUCUCGGAACAAUGACGGCUACACAUCAUCGGCCAUCGACAGUCGGGCCUCCAAUGACAAUGAGACCAUUAAAAACCAACAAAAAGUUGGGGAAAUGCAUUAUCCAACCUCGGAGCAUUUGAAAAUCAUUGAGCACAUUAGCCGACCACCCACCAUGAUGGAUACUACGAUUCCAAUCAGGAAAAGUGAUUCUGUAACCCAGCAAGAGAAAUAUGAAUCCAAUCAGAAUGGGGUUUCUAGGAUGGACUAUGUGCCAAAUUCCAGGGAAAGGUCUAAUGAAAAGAAGAAAAUUUCUUCAAGAAAUGAAUCCUAUGAGCAGUAUUCAUAUAAUCCCAGUAACGAAAGCCUGUCCCAUAAGCAAGCAGCUGUCAACAGCUCAAUUCAAUGUCCAUGUUGCUCAAAUGCUAUGACACAAACCGAAGAAAUUCGUCAGAAAUUAGAUGAAACUGCAGGCUCAAAAAGACGUCAGUCUGUAAAUUUAGUUAAAACUGGUCACAAGGGCUCGAAAAGACGACAGUUUAAGAAGGGUGCGCCUCCACAUCCCUUGAAUGGCGUACAGCCGAGUCCUAGAGGCAACGAGCUUCUACCGAUCUCACGAACAGCCCCCACUAUCAAGCAGACAGGCAAGCAAAUUCCAAAUUACUCAACUAUCAAAACACAACAGUUUCAAUCCAGUUCUUUACCCGAAUGCAUUGUGGUCCGCGGUAAUCAUUUGGCCGAGAAUUGCUGCCAAUUCCAAAUUCGAAACUGCUGUAAACCAAUCACCAAACAGCCGGCAAGCUCGAAUCCUUUUAUACAACUUCAUAAGUCAUGCCAAUGUCCAGCCUGCAUCAAAUGCAGGACUAAGGCCACAAUGCCAACGAUAAAUCCUUCAAGAAAACCGAAUGAUGAUCAAAUGGCCAAAGAAAAAUUGGAGAAGGUCAAGACAACAGAGCCUGAAAGUAGCAUGCCAAAGUAUGAUGUCAAGGUUACAUCAGCUAAAGCUAAAAUUCAGCCGAAUAAGGCUCCUGAAAAUAGCUACCCAGAUGCAAAAUCUCCAGUUACAUCCAGAAGCAAAGCCAAUAGCAACCCGUCAUCAACAUAUAGUGAUGCCAGCAUUAAGAGUAAGAGCGAUUGUAUUUGCCACAAAUGUGGUGCACCCAUCGAUCAAUUCACCAAAAAGGCAAAAACCGCAAGAGAUUCAUCUAAUGAGAGCCAUCGAUAUCAACUUAAUCAAAGGAGUGCAAAACAAUUGCAAGACGAAAUUAAAAAAGAGAAGAACAAGUGUCAAUCCACAGCCACAAUGAAUAUGAACUGGAAUACUUUAAGGGAGCAAAUCCCAUCUAAGGAUUAUCAAAAAAAUUGUUGUACAACUGCGACGUGCUUGAAUCAAUGUGGCAAGUGUCGAAUAACACCAGCGAAAAUGAAAAAGGGCGACGUAAUGGCAAAUCUGGUUGUGGAUGAUAAAUGUGAUGUUAAUCAAAUAAUUGAAAUCCUUCGGGAGACAGUCGUCGGUUUAGAGAAGCAAGAGCAAUUGUUACGACAAAAGAUUUCAAUUGUAGACCAAAAUAGUUUUAUUGAGAGUUCUGCAAGCGAUUUCUUGCCUCACACGAAUUCAAACUACAGAUACAACCUGACGCUCGAGAACUAUUAUAAUAAGAUUCCCAACUAUACAACUUCCCAGGCUAGUAAUCAAUUUAAUUCGGACUUCCAUAAUCAAGGCUAUCAGGGAAAAGGUCCUAAUGACGUGUCGUACAAUUCAUUUCCCCAACAAUAUAAUUAUUACCAACAACCCUAUGCCCAAACGGUAAAGGUUGCCCGGAAAAGCCAGGUUCAAGCAGAAAUACCUACACAGAUGGAUUAUGAUUAUCUACUGAAUGAAUCGGAGCAACAAAUCAGCCGUCAAAAUGAAAAUUCUCUGGUUCAAUGCAACUGUGAGAAUCAGGCUGAAAUUGAUAAUCGUGGCUAUUCAAAUGAAAACAUUAAUCAUUUAAGGAUUACAGAUUCGAAUGCGUCAGUUAAGGCCAGAUCUCGUACGCGUAGUGGUGGUAAUCCGGAUACCAUUGAGAAGGACUUGAAAGCAUGCACAAUCCUUUCAUGUGACAAUAAGAAGUGUAAAACCCCUCAGAGCUUGAAGCCAACUCAAUCAUUUAUACAAAUUUUUCACAUGGCCAUGGCCUUAAGGAAAAAUGGAACCAGCUUUCAGAAAGAUCCUAUUAAAAAUAGUUAUUUCAAGACUAAACUUCAAAGGAGAAGACCUGAAGACCAAAAAGCUCAAGUCUCGCUUAAGACCAAAAUGUUUUUAGACAUUCCAGAUUAUGGCAGCUACGAAAGUCACACCUUAAAUGGAAUAUCAGCAAAGAAAGAUUCCCGCAAACAGCCCAAAAGAGAAACUACACAAGAAGUAGAAUCAAUGGUUAACAUUCAGAAAAACAAACUUGGAGAACCAACGAAGUACGAAGCUUUAAUUAAAACAGACCCUAAGCGAAAAGCUUGUGAAUACUUCAGAAUGGAUAACAAUAGUAAAAAUCUCCGUAGUCAGCAAGAACAAUCAGAAGAAGAUCGAUUCCGAAUACAUGAGAAAACACAGGAAAAUUGUGAUUUCGAAAAAGAGGAAUACCAAAAACAUUCAAGUGAAUGCAGGAGACGAGACAAAAGCCAAGCCAAAGAUCAAAUGCGAACGCAAGAAAAAAUAGUGGAAAAAGAUCUGACCCAAAAGCAUUUUAACCAAGGUCAAAAAUGUGCCUCUUUUGCAAGAUUUGACCAUACAGAUAAUGUUCCACGACAAAUUCGGCAAAAUUCAUUCCAUUCCCAGAAGUACUCAAAUAAUAAGAGUUGCGACUUGGAUUCCUGUAGGAAUCGUAAUGACUAUUCAAAGGAAAGUGAUGAGGAAUGGGAUCAUUCGGAAGCAAAGAAUUCAGCAUCGAUAAACAGUCUAGCUAUGUGCAAAUGGAGAAAACAAGAAAAGAAAGAGGAAAUUAGAUCAGAACUGUUGGAACCAACGAAACCACGGAAAGACGCACCGGAUAAUUUGGAAGAGAACACAACUAAAUCAGGCAGAAGUCUUUAUAUUUGCAAGAGAACAGAGCGAGAAAAGAAGGAAACAGAGAACGAUGAUUCUUUGAAGUCUAAGCCGUCCCCAUCAAGAAGCAAAUUAUUGUUUCGAUGGAAAGAGGAGUCUUCCCAAUCAGAACAAACCAAACGUUCGAAAUCAAAAUCACUAAACAUUUAUUCAUUUGGGGAUCGAAUAAAGCGUGAAAGAAAGGAGUCUGUGGAUUGCCUAGAAGCAAAAUCAUCACUGGUCUGUCUGUACCAGCUCAAACAGAAGCCAAAGUUAGCGGAUCUGUUUGGCAGUUCGAACAGAAGCAACAAGGAUAAAAAUCAACACAAUGCUCCCAAGCCACGAAGCAAUUGCGAUGAUGUUAAAGUGCUCUGCGAUUUAAGUUACAGAUUUUCCCAUCACAGUUACGGCGACGAAGAUGGAAACAUUGAGGACGAUUGCGUCUGCGAUAUAGACAAAGAAAAUCAUGAGAUAUUGAAAUGGCAGCCAAGUGGAAGUGUAAAUAAUUUUUAUUGCAUGCUACAACACAAAGGGACACAUUAAUUCGCUUUAUCAAAAUUGUAAAUGUACCUUAUUUAAAUAAAAAAAAAAAACAGGGUGA
Messenger RNA from Drosophila grimshawi, 4723 nucleotides. RefSeq lists its product as uncharacterized. The coding region runs from base 160 to 4665 and encodes 1501 amino acids. NCBI's taxonomy places the organism in Eukaryota, Metazoa, Arthropoda, Insecta, Diptera, Drosophilidae. The transcript is spliced from 2 exons. The record is from RefSeq and is a predicted model, not a curated record.